GUUCCUCAAGAAAAAAACAGUCCAGUUGCUUUUGAAGAAAAAAAGCAUCUUUGAGACAGCUAAAAAAUUAUAAUAGAUGGCUCAGGCCAACAGAAAACACUGCGUAUGAUCAUCCAGGAAGGUCUGAUUCUGUUUUAAACACCAUGAGAGGGGCAGGAUUCUGAUGCCUAAUGCUAUGGAGAAGACUUAAUCAAAUGCCUCUUAACAGCAGAAAACAAAUAAGGCAAUGCCUACUGUCGUGGUAGUUGGAUAGCAAUAAGUAUCCUAUCACAGGGUGUCCCAAAUUUUGCAGUACUAUGAAUCCCUGAAAUGAAAAAUAAAUGUGUCCAUUGCCUUAUGAAUAAAGCUAAUUAUUGGGGUUAGGGUUAUGAAAUACGUUGUUUAUUAAAAGAUACGUAACUGUCAUCAUACUUAGGCUUCCAAUAGAUUGGUUCUCUUAUUGUCCUUCCCCCCCCCUCAAAAAAUUUUCUAUUUUGAAUCACACACAUUUGAAGAAAGAAAGCAUAGAGUAAUAUCCCCAAAUUUGCUUUCUUGCCAUACCAUAGUCGGCAAAGUUAUUGUUUUUUUUUUUAAAUCUAGAAGUGAAACUUGAAUCCAGUGGCACCAUGAAACUAUGGCCCUAUUGAACAUUACCUAUUUUAUGCUGGUCUCAUUCACAUAGUUACAUACACAGAAUUCUGUUCCAUUUCAGGUUAAACAACAUGCAGUAAAAAAAAAAAAGCGCAAUAGUCAGCAAAAUAAUAGAUAAAAAUCCCGUUAUGCUGGCUUCCUCGUGCUACAAAAUGUCCCUACAUCAAUUCAUUAAUUGCCUAUUAGGUCAUUUAUGACAAUCACAGCAUCCUGUGCUCAUUUGAUUAUCAUUUGUGAUCUUCCUAAACAGCUUCUAACAAGCAAAGUCAAUAGAGGAGCCAGAAGGAGAUUGCAAGUCACAGUCACAUGAUGUUUCACUUAAUAACUCUGAGUGAUUUUCUUAAUGGCUACAACUAGGAUUGUCAUUAGUAAUAUUUCUUAAGCAGAAAUGAAGAAUAAAAAGCAAUCUGUUCAAAAUGCAGAAGAUGACAAACAUGAGGCUACAAAAGGUGAAGAGAAUGAAGAAAACAGUUCUUGCUCCACUGACUUUUUAUCUAAUGAAGAUGCUCGCUGCCCAAUUUGUCUAAAUUGUUUGGUAGAGCAGGAAGUUGGCUUUCCUGAAAAUUGCAAUCACAUCUUCUGCUUGACCUGCAUUCUUAAAUGGGCUGAAAUAAGGGCUUCGUGCCCAGUGGACCGCAAACAGUUCAAGGUUGUAUAUAAACUAAAUACUUCAGAAGAUUCUGUAAAGGUUGAAAUAAAGCAACAAAUAUGCAAAAAAGAUGACAUCAUCAGUUGUAAUAAGGGCAAGAAUUGCCCUAUAACUAUGAAAACUUGCAAAAGAAAACAGGAAAAUGCUGGCAUACAUUUUUUACCAAUACUCUAUAAAAGCUGGAACCCAAACUACAAUCCUUCAAACAAGGAAGAAGUUACAAAUUCAGUAAAGAAAAAUAAGCCUAAAAGACAGACCUGCUUGAACAGAUUCUUCAAAAGUAACUGGUAUAAUAAAUUUUCUUCUAAUAGUAGUUUCUCUGAUGUAUCUCCUAAUUAUCAAAAUGAAAGUAUAGAGAUCAACAAAAUUGACGCAGUUAUCAGACACAAGAGAAGAGAAUUGGAACUGUCUUGUUCUGUAUUAGCAAGAGUGGCAAGAAUUUCUUCCAUAUCUUCUGAAGCAGAAAUAGCAACUUGUCUUGUUCUAGAAACAUUUUUUUCAAUAAGUACUUCACCUUUGGAAAACUUUGGAUCUUCUAAAUCAGGACAUGUUGUUACAUGUGUCCAUGAAGGAGAAGAAAAAAAACAGACUUCCGGUACUACUGGCACAAGAGGAACAAAAAGGAAGGUUUCAGAUACUACUCCCAGAAGACGAUCUGCCCGAAAUAUUAAAACAGAAACUUCAUAUCAGUCUCAGAGCUCACCAAAAUCCAGUAACUCUGGAUAUGAGGCCAGUGGUGAUGGUAGCUCAUUUGUGAAUGUUUCUUUUACAGAAUUGGAGAAAUUAACUCCCAAACGGAAAGCUAAAAGAAAUGUUAAACAGCAGGAACCUUUGGCUAAAAAGAAACUAAGAAAUUCUGGGUGUUAUGGAAAAACAACUAGUGAUAUAGAUUUUGAUGAACCUGAUGAGACAGAGAUAAGCUUGCUAUUAGACAAAGGCAAUUUAGCAGACAGUGAAAAUAGCACCUUUGACCUUACUCACAAAAAUGAUGUUGACACUGAGUCUUCUAAUGGUUUAGAAAACUCUUAUGUAGCAUAUAAGAAGGAACCUAAGGAACACUGCUGUGAAGGGCAAAAUACAUUAGAUGUCUUAGAGACUGGUUCAUAUGUUCAAGAUCCUCCUUCACUUGUCUUAGAAAAAACUGCUGGUUCUUGUGAUGAGGAGUAUUUGCUCACUCUAGAGGGAAACACUGAAAAAUAUAAAGAAAAAGUUGAUAUUGAAACUGAAAACAAGUUACAUUAUAAAAACGCUGAGCAAGAUCAGCAUUUAAAUAUUUCUGGAGAACAAUUGUGUGAUGAUAAUAUUACAUUUACUCAUCAGUCUCCAGAACUAAGUAUCCCCACCAUUGAAUUGCCAGCAAAAUUGGAAUCUCUGGCAGUAACACAUCAAAUAAUAGAAAGUCCAGAGAAAGAAUUAGGGAAAACUGAAUGCAUGUUAAUAGUAGGUGAUAUUUCAGCUGUUUCUAGACAUGAAUUGCUAGGAGGAACAGAAUCUAUGGCAGUAGCAGAUAAAUUAUUGACUGGUACUAAAAAUGAAUUACAGGAAAAACUAGAAUCUGAAGAAAUAGCAAAUAAACCAGUGUCUUGUCAUACAAAUGAAUUAAGAAAACCAGAAUCUUCAGCAAUAGAUGGAAUCCUGGAGAAACCCAUAAUUCAAUUCACAGAAGAAAUAGUCAAGGAGCCACUAGAUAAUAUCUCAAAUGAAAUACUGUUGCAUUCUUUAGGUGUGGAAGAUGUUGAAAUUGAAGAAAAAGAACCAAAUAUGUAUGUAAGCAAUGAAUAUCUAAAUAAUACUGACUUAUUAAUAAAUGUUUCCUCAGAAAAUAAACUUAAUCUAUCUUUUGAAAAUGAUAAACCAGAAACUGAAACUAAUACAUCAACCAAAAUAUGUACUGCAGAUAUUAAACAGUUUAACAAAGAUGACAGUGAGAUAGUAUCUAUAGAAUAUAAUUUAUUUAAUAUUGAUCAGAAUGCAUCUCAGCUUGACCAUCCAUUAGCAAAUGACAAUAUAGAGCAGAAAGCAAAUUUCUUACAAAAUGAUAGUAAACAUUCUGUAUCAUUUUCAAAUCCUGAUAAGAAAGAAGCAAAAGAAAGUUUCACAGAUAAAAAGACACGAACGAGAAGAUCACGGUUUCAUUCUCCAUCAACCACUUGGUCUCCGUCCAAGCGAGAAGGGAAAAGAUCUCAAUCCCCAUCUCCCAACAGGGAAAUUAUGGGGGAAGGUAGAACGUCUCGAUCUCCCAAAAGGGAUAUUUUCAAAGAAAGUCAGAGAUCUUUAUCCAAAUCUCCUAAAAGAAAUCCUAUAAUAUCUCCAUCCAGUUCUCCCAGAACAGAUAACCUGAAAGAAAAGAAACAGUCACUGCUAAGUUCUCCCAAAAAAGAUCAUUUAAGAGAAGGAAGGGAUUCUCCAACCAACUCUCCAAAAAAGGAUUCUAUCAAAGAUGGAAUAAGUUCCUCUUGGACACGAGCUAAGGAAUCGCCUCCAUGGCACAAAUGUAGAUCUCCCAGUAGUGACAGAGUUAAUGAUAAAAAUGAAUUUCGAAGAGAUAAUGAAAGAGGGAGAAGUAGGAGGAGAUGGUCACAGUCACGAUCAAGAUCUCGGUCCAGGUCCAGAUCUAGGCCAAGAAGUAAAGGACCUUCAUUCCCUAGAAAUGAGAGGGAUGGCUAUUCACCACCUCGAUGGAAGGAAAGAUGGACAAAUGAUAAUUGGAGAAGCCCCAGAGGAAGUGAUAAAUAUAAAAGAAAUGAACAGCAGAAACAAACAGACUGUAUGAAAAGUGAAAGAGAUAGUGUAAAUAAAGAGGCAGAUAUGCAGAGUUCUUCUGAUCAGUACAGAAAGGAUUAUCCAGACUGGGUGAUGGAAAGAAUAAAUUCAAUUCCAGAAACAAGGAAUAGAGAAAGAGAGAAUUUUAAAAAUCAACAAUGGGAAGAAAAUAGGCACAAUGAUUCAGGGGCUUCACGGAGUGGAAAUUAUGGAUCAGGUUGGAAUUCAAAUCGUGACAGAGGCAGCCGUGGCAGAGGCAGCCGUGGCAGGGGUGCUUUCACAUAUGGAGAGCAAACUGAAAGUCACUGGCAAAAUAGGAAAGCCCACUCAAGGAAUGCAAAUAGUUCUGGCAAUGAAACUUCUAGAUUUCCAGAACAUCACCCAUACAAACGUAAAGCAGAACAAGAUUUCACUUUUGAUACACCUGCUGAUAGAUCUGGAUGGACAUCUGCAUCAAGUUGGGCUAUAAGAAAGACUUUACCAGCUGAUGUACAGAAUUACUAUUCAAGAAGAGGCAGAAAUUCUUCAAGCCCACAGUCUAUAUGGGCAAAAGAAGAAGUAGCAUCUGAGCAAGAUCCAAACUUCAAAGACCAAACCAGCCAACAAAGUGAUGCCUCUCAGCUACCAGUAAAUGUGUUGCAACCUCAGAUGAAUGUAAUGACACCAAUAAAUACACAGCAUCAGCCAAUGAGUAUUUUCCCGUAUACAAUGGGUGUUCCUACUCCUAUUAUGAACAUUCAACACAAUCCAUUUAAUCUUCCACCAGUGCCCAUGCAUCUUCAUUCAGGACUGCCUCUUGUCCAGGUAGCAGCUUCAUCCAGUGUGACUCAGGGACCACCUCCACCGCCACCACCACCUCCUCCAUCUCAACAAGUUAAAUUCAUUGCUUCCCAACUUGAUGGACAGCAGUUGCAGGCUGCUCCAACUACUUCCCAUGUUGUUAACAGCAUGAAUACAACACACUUGUCUGCUCUGGUAACUGUGGAAUCUAUUCAAGGACCGAGUUCGGGUAACACAGCAUCAACAAAUAAUAUCAAAUCCUCAAAUGCGGCUGUAAAAUUGAUGGAGAAAAAAAUAAAUGUGACAGUGGAAGCCAGCGCAGAUAGUUCCAAAAAAGACCAGAAAUUAUUAAUUCAAGAAAAAGCUGCACAAGAAGUAAAACUUGCUAUCAAGCCUUUCUAUCAAAAUAAAGAUAUUUCUAAAGAAGAGUAUAAAGAGAUAGUUAGAAAAGCAGUAGAUAAGGUUUGUCAUAGCAAAAGUGGGGAAGUUAAUUCUGCAAAAGUAGCAAAUCUGGUAAAAGCUUAUGUGGACAAAUACAAACAUUCGCGAAAGAAAAAUCCAGAUGAAACGCUUUCUGUGGAAAGAAAAUAAAUCCAGAAUGAAAAAAUGCCAUCAGGAUGACUGCAAAGUGCAAUUUUGACUUGAACUUUUAAUUAGAAAUAGUGCUGAAAUCUGAUUUUGAUAAGAUUAUUUUUCAAUAUAGUGUAUAAUGUUUUCUUAUAAAUAAAUAUAGAUUAAUGCUUCAACUUUAUUCUUUUGCAAAAAAGCUAUGUAAAAAGAAAAUAAAAGGAAUAAAAGACACCACCCCCACUCCCACCAUUCCCAAUUAAUAAUACAGUUUGUUGAAUGCCACAUGUACAGCAUUUUUGAUUCACACAAUCUGAAAGAAUACAGAAUUUUGGGCAGGAUAGUAAAAGACUGGAGUAGAUUUUUCUUUGAUUUUCUUGCCACUCUUUUAAACCAUAGUAAAUGUUUUAAAAUUGUCUCAGUGUCUAUAUGUUGUCUUUUCAUUUCUCCUCUUGAGGAUUUGCGAGUGUUAAAUCCCAAUAUAGUUCUGAAAGGUGUAGUGUAGAUUUUAACCUAGUGCUUCACCUUUGGAGAACCAACCCGUUAAUAUAUUACACAAAAAACCCAAGACAAAGGGGUCACUCAGAAAGUUAAAGCAGAGCACUAUCACAGUUAUCAAUUCACAUUCUAUUUCAGAGGGUGAACUCUUUGCCUAUAUUGUUUAUAUAACUAAAGAUAAUAUUUAUCUUACAGGUUCAUUAGUGUGGAUAUUGUUUUUAUUUACAAUCAAGUGCUAUGUUUAGUCUCCUGAAAAGAGUUUUUGUUAGAGUAGCAUAUGUGCUAAUUUUCAGUAUAAACUGGCUGCUGACACUUUACAAAGUCUGUAGAAUGCAAUUUUGUUUAAACUCACAAUUUGCAUUUUAUAAUUACGUGUAUUUCUCAACCAUUUAAGAUGGGAUGGGAAUUGAUAGUAGAUAUAUUAUAUGUUGGUUUGGUGCAUGUGUGUUAUUUUCUCAAUGUUUCUGAAUUUAGGUCUACUUCAGAAAUUCAUGAAAUUUCUCAGACUUGUGUGCUCAUUCUUAAUUUUUCUUUGCUGAUAUAUCUCUUUUGUCUGUAUAAGAUAUAAUAUUCACAGAUCAGACUUUAAAAAUCUAUGUUUAACCAUGGAGUUAAUUUUCUUCUUGAUGCAAAAAUAAUAGGGAUCCAGUUCAGUGCUGAUAAGAGGAGGAAGAAGAUUCCUGUUGAGGUUGAGACAAUCUUCAUUAUUAUUGUUAUUACCGGUGAGAUGAUGGAUUAGGAAGUUUGCUUAAUGUUUUAUUCCCAUAUCUCUUCAGUAUAAUAGCAGCAGACUUGUAGCAAACCUUCACUGAAUUUCCAAACUGAAUUAAAAGUGAUAUUGACUAGCAUGCUGUUGGUUGGUUUCCUUAAAUAUUUUUUAAAAUUCCCUAAUAUGCAGCCUUUUAAUGAUGGUUCGGGCACACAUCACUGAAUUGAAAGAUGUUUGUUUGUUUGUGACUUGUGACAAGCCCUUCACCUGACAGUGAAUGGAGGUAAUUUGUAGUUGUUAUUUCAAGAUGCAUCUAUUUUUGGAUUAAAUACUGCAAGCAUAAGUCAGCAUGCUUUGCUUGAAGUAUUUCUGGGGCUGGUCACUUGGGGCAGUGAUUACAUCAAGCAUUUUUUUCCCUUUUCUGAUCAUUUUGUCAGUACUGAAAUGCUGAUUCUUGCUGGACAUCUUUAUGAAGUGUGUAUAUAUAUAUAUAUAUAUGACUGAAUUUAGCCAAUCUAUACUAUUUUUUUUAAUUAAAACAACAAUGGCCUUACCACAAAUAUACGGGGAAAGCUUGUAACCAAGCUUAAGAACAUUUCCUCAUUAUAAUAAGAUUUCAGUCCUACUCACAGAGAGAGGAAAUUCAAUUGGUUAAUUCAUUAGGGCACUGGAAUAUACAGGAUUAGUCCGAAUAGCCAAGUUAUUUUUAUAUUCCUGUGACUAUUGACUGAAAAAAUUAUUUCUUAGUAGUAUAUUGCAAGAAUUUCAGUAAUAACAAAACAAAUCCAACUGCUUUAAUUGCUAUUAAAAAAUAAUAAUUGAUAUUCCUUGAAAUUGUAUGGAGGGAGAGAUAAGUGGUGCACUGAUCACUCAUUCCAAUCUUCUGCUGUGCAUGUGGCUUAAAUGUUUUAUAAUUUUAAAUAUAGGAAAAUUAAAAUCAGGAUCACAGUGGCUGAUGUAACUCCAGACUCUGGUGUCUGUAGCAUAGGGCUGGAACAAAAUCUAUUGAAAACAAUAUUCUAAAGAGUUUUAUGUAGUUCAGAAUAUUUUCUAAUAAAUUCUUUUGACUAAG
Molecule: messenger RNA, 7668 nt
Organism: Crotalus tigris (Tiger rattlesnake)
Lineage: Eukaryota; Metazoa; Chordata; Lepidosauria; Squamata; Viperidae
Gene: SCAF11
Product: SR-related CTD associated factor 11
Exons: 15
Coding region: 1019-5413 (1464 amino acids)
Biological process (GO): spliceosomal complex assembly
Molecular function (GO): RNA binding
Source: RefSeq, a predicted model, not a curated record